AGCGCCCUUGAUGUAAACUCCUGACGGCGCGUUAUCAGUGGGAACCACGUCAUUCACUGUCGUGGGGAUUGUCCACAUAAACACCGUAAAAUCUUUCAAAAUGGUGAUGUGUAGAUCGCCAGUUUCGCUUGUUGUUUUUAUUUUAUCUUUCAAUUUUCUCAGUAUACAUGGAGUAUGGGAGCUGGAUAAAACUAACUUUGAAAAGUUUCGGGAAACGGCCUCUUUUCCCAUCUACUUUGUCGACUCACCAGGAUGCUCGCGCUGUCGAGUGCUGUAUCCAUUUUUCUUCGCCGCGUCUCAGAUAUUUAAAGACGACAGGGAAAUCAUCUUCGGACGGGUGCAGGACAAGACGUUGAUACGGCAGUGGGGGAUCGAGGAGCUCCCAGCCAUAUUCUUCCACGAGAAGGGGGAGAAGGAGGCAGAGAGACUGGAGGGCGACAUCACCGUUGACAACAUUGUCAACACUAUUUCCUUAGCCAUGCCCGGCUACAUCGGGGACGUGAAACACCAACACGUUAUCGAGAUAUCCGACAAGAACUACGACGAACUUGUCAUCACACCGAAACAGAACGUCAUAUUACUCAACUAUAAUAACGAGGAAAGAAAUCUUAGGUUGGCAUACGAAGAAAUAGCUUCAGCAUUCCGAUUUGAUGAACAGGUGAUAUUCUGCGCCAUAGACUCGGAUAAAUAUCCACAACUGAAACGAGAAAGAUUUGGUCACCAGGGAAACCCAGCAGUGUUCUGGUAUGAAGCGGAUAAUAAGCAUGAUAAAUUCCUGUAUGGCGGCAAGAUCCAUCCAGAGGCCCUCCUGCUGUUUGUCAACGAGAAGACCAACCUGUGGAGGAAGGAGAACGGGAGGCUGGAACCUCGGUCUGGUCGUAUCGAGAAGCUUGACGACAUAUUCACGAAGUAUGUCCCGCAAAUAAAAGAUAUGAAAAUACCUAAAAUGAGGCAGGCUCUAUCUGAACUGGCGGGAGCGGACCUGCGACAUCCCUGGGAGGCUGAGUUUGCCGAGUACUACACCGAGAUGAUUGAGCGGAUGAUCGAGACCGGAAGCAACUUCAUGCCCAUGAAUAAAGAGCGCGAAGCCGUUCUUGAAAUGGUCAACGAUGUCGACGGCUUGACGCAGAAACAGCGAGAUUUCUUCUUAAGGAAAAUGAACAUCGUCGACUUCAUGGUCUCAUCGAUCAAGAACUACGACCCUACUAAGCAUAUACCAGUGGGUAAAGUGAUCCCCCCUCACUCAGAGAGCAACACGAAACAGCCCCGAGAGGAGUUGUAAUGCUAGACCCACAGUGUAUAUGUGUGAGUAGGCGGAGCUUGGCUGGACAUUGAACUACCCAAUGUAUAUGUAAAUCAUACAUGCCUCAUGAAUAUUCAUCAUCUAGCUUAAUGGUUGUUUAGGAAUGUAGCAGUGUACAACUUUAACAAUGUUAGAGGCCAUGAUAGUUUGUAGUUAUAAGAACUAUUUAUUUCAAUUCAGUGUGCGAAAUAGUUUCCGCAUUUUGCUAGCCAGUCCGUCUAGCUAUGACUGAAAGUUACUAGCCCCCAAAAUAAUUCACUAGCUCGAAACUUGAUAGUAGAAACUAUUACAAGAGAUCACAAAAAUAUAUGAGAAUAAGGUAUUGUCAGCAUGACACGGGUUUCAUCAUUAAGCUGCUAAUAUGCAGAACAUUUAUCAGGCCAUAAUCUUGCAUGAUUUAAAAGUGUAUUAUAACUUUACAAGUCGGAGAGAGUAAUAUAUUUACAAAAUGACCCUAUGAAAAUUCACAAGCCAGUCGGGCCAGUGACUAUGGAGAUUUACUGGCCCGAUUGGGUUUUUACUAGUCACGGGCUAGCGGGCUAGUGGCUAUUUUGCAUACUGUUUCAAUUACGUUUUUGUACGUAGGAUUGGUUAGCAAGGAGGUUUCGUCCUAUUGUGUUAUCUGCUCCGAUUGUAAGCAAUUGUACUUAAUGCUAAAAAUCGCCACAAGGGCGAAUAUGAUGAUCUUUAACAGUAAAUCCGGAUCAAGAAAUCAAUCAACAGUAUUCCGAUGUGAAACAAAGCCCACAUGGACAAAGCGACAAUAACCCUGCGACUAGUACUGUUGUUGGCAUGACUUAAGAUCACUUUGUGUGUAUGGACCCUGUUUCAUAUCAGAAUGAGGUUUCUUCAGGUGAACAUGUUCGUUAUAUUUGCACCGUUGCUUCAUUUCUUCAAUGUACUUAAACCUUCACCCAGUUCAUGUAAUGAGUGGAUAGUUUCCUUAUAGCUGCAUGAACAUGUGGACGUGUUGAAACGGCGGAAAUAAAUGUUUCUUUU
Haliotis rubra (blacklip abalone) is the source of this 2302-nucleotide messenger RNA. Its product is annotated as probable protein disulfide-isomerase A6. Gene Ontology annotation, biological process: protein folding. The transcript has 12 exons. Gene Ontology annotation, molecular function: protein disulfide isomerase activity. The record is from RefSeq and is a predicted model, not a curated record. Bases 101 to 1282 code for a protein of 393 amino acids. Gene Ontology annotation, cellular component: endoplasmic reticulum. Lineage: Eukaryota; Metazoa; Mollusca; Gastropoda; Lepetellida; Haliotidae.